Molecule: messenger RNA, 1248 nt
Organism: Arachis duranensis
Lineage: Eukaryota; Viridiplantae; Streptophyta; Magnoliopsida; Fabales; Fabaceae
Exons: 4
Coding region: 1-1248 (415 amino acids)
Source: RefSeq, a predicted model, not a curated record
AUGGCCAGUAACAAUCUAUUCACAAUUGUGCUUGUUUAUCCCAAUUGUCGUAUGAGAAAUGGCGACAACGGGGUGACAUUUGAGUGUCAGGAUCCGAUAUUAUUUCGCACUCAGCGUGUGGAGACGUUGUCAGAUUUGAAGAAUUUGAUAUUGAGCAAGCUCGGUGAUACACAAGCGAGGGAGGUAGGUAGGGUGGGGUAUAGGUUGCUAGCACCCAUGGAAAAUGGAGUCUUCCGGUUUCGAUUAUUCCGACUUCACGGGGACGAGCAUGUGCGACUGAUGUUCGACAUUCAUGGGAGGAUCAUGUGUGAACAGGUAAUGGAGCUGUCCGCCAAGGGUGAGGAGGAGUCAGACGAGGAUUACGUGGCAGACAGUGCGGACAGUGAGUCUUCCGAUGGUGGCGAUGAGGAUGAGUUUGUGCCGGAGACACCUGCAGGGGUUGUGCCGCGCCAUGUGCUGCCUCCACCUCACCCGAUUCCAGCGCUAUCGGCUAUGCCAAGUGACUAUCACAGUCUAGAUCUGGACGCCAUGCAUGAGAGGAUCCCAGUUUCUGACACCUGUGGAGUGGAUUACAACCUAAACGGCGGUGUAGAGUUUCAGGUCGGACACAGGUUCAGAAGCCGAGAGGCGGUGAUUCAAGGUGUGAAGAACUACAGUAUUCGCAGGAGUGUUGAGUACCGGGUGAUCGAGUCUGACCGGGAGGUUCGGAGGUUUGGUGGACCACACAGCUGUCUAGCACCCACCAUGUCUCAAGACCAUCGUCAGUUAGAUAGCAGUCGCAUCUGCAUAGUCAUAUUGCCCUUGAUUCAGUCCAACCCCUCUGUCACUAUCCCGGUCUUGCAAGGUGUAGUCCAGGCACUGCUGAGCUGUUUCUCCGGCACCAUAUGUGACCUACGCGUCAAACCGUACUACGAAGGACACCUCAUGGGACGCGACUGCUGCAUGUUUGACAAAGUAUUUUGGGAUUUCCCGUCAUAUGUCGAGGCCUUCAAGCAUUGCAAGCCGUUUGUAUCUGUAGACGACAUGCAUCUAUAUGGCAAGUACGGUGGAGUGUGCUUAUUGCGGUGGCGCAAGACGGAAACAGCAACAUACAACAACAUACUGCCAUGGGAGGCCUGGCGCCGAGGAGUUGCUCCACCAACGCCGACGUCUCCGUAUGGUAUCACCUACCAGAGUCAGGGAGGCAGCCCCCGACGGGGUUACCGUGUGCGCGUAGGCCUAGGUGAUACGCCACGUCCUGCAAGGUGA